AUGACACCCUUCGACCUACCAGUUCCUACGACAGUGUUGCGUUCAGAAGCCAGUAUUCGCCCCCAGAAACGGCAGCGUGUCGAAGCAGCAGUAGACGGCUCCAGUAGUGCCGCCGGCGGAGGUCGUAAGAGCACGACAACAUCGCCGCAGAGCACGAGUGCCAUGACGACCGCGGCGGGAGUAGCUGGAGGGGGGUCAACGACAACGCCCGUGAGGAAGAGGGCGCCAACAGCGUGUGAUAGCUGCAGGAGCAGGAAAACGAAAUGUGAUAAUGUGAAGCCGGCGUGUGGGAGUUGCGUUAGGACUGGAAUUGAGUGUUAUUAUUCUGGGUUAGAGGAGAAGGAGUUGAGCUUGUAUGAAUCCACGAGCUUGAGGAUUCUGGAGGGGAUUGAAAGACUGGAGAAACUUAUGAAGAAUCCACCCGCUCAUCAACCCCCUCAUCCCCCAGCACCACGCUCUAUCGUGCCCUCUCCGCUUCUCAGCACCGCCACCGCACACUCCACACCCGCUCAUGUUGUUGACCGCGAGGAUCAGGUCAUUAUCGAUGAAUUCACAUCCAGCACGACCCCAACUGUAGCAGGAUCCGGUCUUCUUCCAGCCACAGAACUCCGCGUCCCCUCCCGUCUCGAUUCUGUCCUCGCCUGGUCAGUCUUUCCGCGCGACCACCCGCAAUUAACUAUUCCCGCCUCCACACACACCGCCAUUCCCCCUCCAACUGCAUCCCCAGCACCACCGCAAACGACCCAGCGCCUUCAUGACAUCUACGUCAUGCGCGUGCGACCCAGCCAUCCUAUCAGUGACCUGGCCGUCCUGGAGCGCGCAAUGCUUUCUGUCGCCAAAUCUGGCUUCUUAUGGGAUCUUGACUCCUGCCUCAUUGCACUAACAUGCGCGCUCGGCGCUAUAUCCGAAAACUAUGCCGACUAUGUUCUCUUCGACCCGCCACGCAAUUCAUCGGGGGAAACAGAGCUCGCGCGGCACUAUUGGAGUAUGGCGCAGCAGCGCUUAGGACUCGCCAUGAGCGAGGAUAGUGAGCUUGCUGUACAGUGCCUAUGUCUAUCCGGGUUCUGGUAUCUGUACAAUCUUGAGCCAAUCUCCGCAUAUAAGGCUUUCCACACGGCCUGUGUUACCUGGCAAACGCUCCACAAUGUAACAACGGGCUCAGGCCCCUCGAAUUCCUGUGAUGCCACUGGAAUGACCUAUGAGCAGUACCUCAAACAGCGACUUUACUGGACCUGUCUCAAGGCCGAAUGCGAGCUCCGUGCUGCCCUUUCUCUCCCAGUUCCUACAGGCUCGCAGAUGGAGUACCCGCUUCACUUCCCGGCACCACCAACAAGCUUUGAGCCGCAGCACUACACAGAUGUCGAGAACCAGUCAUGGUACUACUACACGGCUGAGAUAUUUCUUCGAAGACUGCACAACCGGAUUGUGCACGAGGUCUCAUCGUUUGAGUGUGACCUGGACAACCCCGCCACCGUAUCAAAGGCAUUAAACCAGCAGCGCCUUGCAAGUCUGGUCACAAUUACACGGGAGUUCGAGGCAUAUGUAUCUCGCUGGCAGAGCAGCCUCCCACCGAGUGUACAUUUUCCGAAUCCUUUCCCGCCGGUCGAUAUUACCCCACUGGAAGACGAGUUUCAACAACACCUGCGCAAGCGGUUCAUAGAGUGCCAUGAGUUGCUUUACAGGCCUUAUAUCAACUUAGCUUUAAACCAUCUGCCGUGGCUAGAUUCACUGUCUGACAGUCAUCUGCAGUGGGAGGUGUCGCAUUUCAGUUCGUUAGCACUGAGCUAUGCAGUCUAUAACCUAAGUACGGAUCGAGGCGCAAUGUGGUACCGUAACCCUGGCGUGUGGUUUGACUGCAGAGCAAGGCUAUGCGAUACCCUGAUACUGAGGGCAGCAGCAGGAAAUGGAUUUCAAAUGCAAAUGGGGUGGGAGGAAGUUGUGGAGAAGGCGGAACGGGCGUUAGAGUUUUGGGCAGGUGUAGCGGGUAAAAGUGGGCUGGGGAGUGCGUGGGAGGUUUGUAGGUGGUCGAGGGGGAUUUGGGCAAUAGGAUCAUGA
Messenger RNA from Morchella sextelata, 2055 nucleotides. RefSeq lists its product as uncharacterized. Bases 1 to 2055 code for a protein of 684 amino acids. The transcript has 4 exons. The record is from RefSeq and is a predicted model, not a curated record. Gene Ontology annotation, biological process: regulation of DNA-templated transcription. Gene Ontology annotation, molecular function: zinc ion binding; DNA-binding transcription factor activity, RNA polymerase II-specific. NCBI's taxonomy places the organism in Eukaryota, Fungi, Ascomycota, Pezizomycetes, Pezizales, Morchellaceae.